Molecule: messenger RNA, 560 nt
Organism: Tinamus guttatus (white-throated tinamou)
Lineage: Eukaryota; Metazoa; Chordata; Aves; Tinamiformes; Tinamidae
Source: RefSeq, a predicted model, not a curated record
UCACCCUAGUCAAUGGAAAUGGCACCGUGAAGUCUGAAGAGUACUCUGUUGAACAAAAGCAAGUCUUCCUCAGCUUGGGAGCGGUCUCCUAUGCAGCAUGUAUAGGCGCUUUUCCUGUCUUCUUCAUGAAUCGGUACACGCUGAAGAGUCCCCUAACAGAACUGGUUGUCAGAAAACUUCUACAUGCUCCUUUGCUGGGCUUGAUGAGUGCACUUACUGUGGCGAUUGUGAGAAGUCCAGAAUUUGAGAAUGGGAUUGAAGUGAUGGACAGGAAUGGCCAAGUUGUAGGAGUAUCGAAGAAUGCUGGUGAGAAGGCUGUAAGAGAAACAGCUUUGUCAAGAGCAGCCUUGUUUGGGACAUCCUUCUUCCUGCCAGCUGUGUUCAUGUACUUUGUGGAGAGAGCAAACUUUGCAAAAACUCCACGUGCUUUUGCUUCCAUGAGAAUGAUGAUGAUUACAGGAGUACUGGCAGGGAUGCUACCAGUUUCACUUAGUAUAUUCCCACAGUGUGGGAAGGUAAGUCCUUUUACCAGAACUGAUUUUAGGAUUAUUACUAUAUAA